Marmota monax (woodchuck) is the source of this 2880-nucleotide messenger RNA. RefSeq names its product SPARC related modular calcium binding 2 (gene Smoc2). Gene Ontology annotation, molecular function: extracellular matrix binding; calcium ion binding; heparin binding. The transcript has 13 exons. Lineage: Eukaryota; Metazoa; Chordata; Mammalia; Rodentia; Sciuridae. Gene Ontology annotation, biological process: extracellular matrix organization. Gene Ontology annotation, cellular component: basement membrane. The coding region runs from base 243 to 1616 and encodes 457 amino acids. The record is from RefSeq and is a predicted model, not a curated record.
AGGGUAUUUGACAGGAGCGAGGGAAGCCGCAAAGUACUUGGAGGACCGCUCAGUGCCUGCAGCUGAGCUGGUCAAGUCCGGGCCCGGAGCGGUUGGAAGCGAGGACUGCGGAGGAGCCGCCUCCACCCGCCGGGUCGGUCGCGCUAGCCCAAGGCUCCCGGCCGCGGUGCCAGGCUCAGGACUGGGGCUCGGGGCGCGGCCGCUCUCUGUGGGUCGUCCGCGCGGUCCCGCGCUGGGUCGCCAUGCUGCUGCCCCAGCUCUGCUGGCUGCCGCUGCUCGCCGGGCUGCUGCCGCCCGCGCCCGCGCAGAAGUUCUCAGCGCUCACGUUUUUGAGAGUCGAUCAAGAUAAAGACAGAGAUUGCAGCCUGGACUGUGCGGGCUCUGCUCAGAAACCCCUCUGUGCGUCGGAUGGACGGACCUUCUUAUCCCGCUGCGAGUUCCAGCGUGCCAAAUGCAAAGACCCUCAGCUGGAAAUUGCUUACCGGGGAAACUGCAAAGACGUCUCCAGGUGUGUGGCCGAAAGGAAGUACACCCAGGAGCAAGCCCGGAAGGAGUUCCAGCAGGUGUUCAUCCCCGAGUGCAACGAUGACGGCACCUACAGUCAGGUCCAGUGCCACAGCUACACGGGGUACUGUUGGUGCGUCACGCCCAAUGGAAGGCCUAUCAGCGGCACCGCUGUUGCCCACAAGACGCCCAGGUGCCCGGGUUCUGUAAAUGAAAAGUUACCUGCACGGGAAGGCACAGGAAAAACAGUCUCCUUGCAAAUCUUUUCCGUUCUGAAUUCAGAUGAUGCCGCAGCUCCGGCGCUGGAGACACAGCCUCAAGGAGAUGAGGAAGAUAUCGCAUCACGUUAUCCCACCCUUUGGACGGAGCAAGUCAAAAGCCGACAGAACAAGACCAAUAAAAACUCAGUGUCCUCCUGUGACCAGGAGCACCAGUCCGCCCUGGAGGAAGCCAGGCAGCCCAAGAAUGACAACGUGGUGAUCCCUGAGUGUGCCCACGGGGGCCUCUACAAGCCAGUUCAGUGCCACCCCUCCACGGGGUACUGCUGGUGUGUGCUGGUGGACACAGGGCGCCCCAUUCCUGGCACAUCCACCAGGUAUGAGCAGCCCAAGUGUGACGACAGAGCCCGGGCACACCCCGCCAGGGCCCAGGACCUGUUCAAGGGCCGGCAGCUGCAGGGUUGUCCUGGUGCCAAAAAGCAGGAAUUUUUGACAAGCGUCUUGGAUGCACUGUCCACAGACAUGGUCCAUGCUGUCUCUGACCCCUCCUCCCCAUCGGGCAGACUCUCAGAACCAGACCCCAGCCACACCCUGGAGGAGCGGGUGGUGCACUGGUACUUCAAGCUGCUCGAUAAAAACUCCAGCGGGGACAUUGGCAAGAAGGAAAUCAAACCCUUCAAGAGAUUCCUUCGGAAAAAAUCCAAGCCCAAAAAGUGUGUGAAGAAGUUUGUGGAGUACUGUGAUGUGAAUAACAACAAGGCCAUCUCUGUGCAGGAGCUGACGGGCUGCCUGGGCGCCACCAAGGAGGAGGGCAAAGCCAGCACGCGGAAGCGCCACACCCCCAGAGGCAGCACCGAGGGCUCCCCUCCAAGGCAGCCGAGGAAGCAAGGAUGAGCAGCUGGCCCUUCCAUGGCGGUUUCUAGACAUGUGGGAGUCUCCCUCACCAAAGAGCGAUUUAAAAACAAGCCCAUAGUAUUUGCACUUUGUACUUUACAUGUAAAUCCACUUGGUAGACACGAGAUAUUUAAACGGACUGUUUGGAUCUGGAAUGUGGAAGGCUGGCUUCAGACGAGUCCUCACAUACAAUGUAUGUGUCCUUCGUCCACCGUGGAAACCCGCACCUGGCGGACAGGAGUUUGGAAAGCACGGAGCUUCUCGGCUCUGCCCGGGGUAGCUGCUGGCAGCCUCCUCCAGGCCCUCUGCAGCCCUGCCUCGGGCUGCCCGCGCUCUUACAGUCCACAGGCGCCAGCCUUGUCCCCUCAGCUGGGGCUUCAUAGAAGUGUCACUGAAAUGGAGUUCGUAGGUCUUGCCCUUACUGUGCUCGGACUGGCUGUUUCUUGGGAUUCUGUGCCGGUCUGUUCAUUUCGCUUUCCCGAGGUCUCUCGCACCCGAUGAGCCAGGUCACCAGGAAGGACCGGGUCCCCAGGAAGGAGGGCAGAAAUGGCUGGGGUGGGGGAGAGCUUUCAAACUUCUUCACCUCCACUUCCAAGCUUCUCUUUGGGUUUUGCCUUGGGCUCAGAUAAGUCCAGGCAGGCGGCCUAGAGGGGCCCUUCCUUCAGAAAGGGGACCCAGGCUGUGACUAGGCCACUCCUGCCAGCCUGCUUCUCUGUGCCCCCAGGGUCCCCUGGAAGACAACGCUGUCCCUGAACAAAUGGCCCCCAGGAGGCAUGACGGCAGAGGUGUGGGCAGGGUGUGGACUGGGCCUCAGGAAGGGCUGCGAGUCCUGCUCCGCACACUGCUGAAACCUCAGGGCAGGGGCCUUGCCAGAGUCCAUCUGAGGGUGUGGCACAAGAGGGUCAGCAACUGCGUGCCCACUGUGAGCAGCAGAGUUGGCUCUCAUGGCCACUGCCACCCUGGACCUGGCCCUAAGCGAGAGGUGUGAGGCCAGCCAGCUCAGACUUCUGUAGGAGGGCCCUCGUGGCCUGGUCCCCCGCAGGGUCCUGUGCAGUCAUGACCCUGAGAGUGUGUGGAGAGGCGUCACGAGGACUGUGCUUACUGUGCAAGGGCAAAGAACAAGCCGGGAGCCCCAGGCCAGCUCAACGCGCGUCAACAUCGUCUAGGAAACAGCUGUGAGCCUAGUUGUUUUGGAUACUCGUUUAUAUUGCUGAACUUUGAAAUUAAUCAUUUUUCCUAGAUUAAAAUCAGACAUGUGAUCAAA